Molecule: messenger RNA, 448 nt
Organism: Etheostoma cragini (Arkansas darter)
Lineage: Eukaryota; Metazoa; Chordata; Actinopteri; Perciformes; Percidae
Product: interferon-induced protein 44-like
Exons: 4
Coding region: 137-448 (103 amino acids)
Source: RefSeq, a predicted model, not a curated record
AUGAACAGCUCCAGUGCUGGUUUAUAAGAAACUGGUGGAUUUCUUUUAAGUCACGGGGUCUAUGAAACGGAGGGGGGGGGACAUCAUAUAAAGAGACUCUUCCUUCUCUUUGCUGCAGAUCUACAUCAGCUACAGGAUGGGUUGGGGAAACAGUAAACCUGCAACACCACCACCGGUAUGGGUGCCGCCGAGCCCCACUUUGAAGGAACCAUGGAGGAACGUAGCCUGGGGAAAGAAAGCAAAAGAUCUCCAGUAUGUAAAGGAUUAUGAGCCUGACCACGAGGACAUCAAACAGAUCCGGAUCCUUCUGUACGGACCUGUCGGAGCUGGGAAGUCCAGCUUCAUCAACUCCGUCACCAGCGUCGUACGAGAAAGACUGUCUAUUGCUGCUUUGGCCAGUGCAACCACCUCGGACAAAAGUUUCACCAAAAAAGUAAGAACACUUUAG